This is a messenger RNA of Nerophis lumbriciformis (worm pipefish), 2213 nucleotides long. RefSeq names its product zinc finger protein 365 (gene znf365). The record is from RefSeq and is a predicted model, not a curated record. Gene Ontology annotation, biological process: regulation of double-strand break repair via homologous recombination; regulation of DNA strand resection involved in replication fork processing; regulation of neuron projection development. Lineage: Eukaryota; Metazoa; Chordata; Actinopteri; Syngnathiformes; Syngnathidae.
GGCUGUCGGCGUGUCCUGCGUGACAUCACGCUGGCCGCGGGGGUCGUGCGUGUGCGCGUCGCGUCGUCUUCACACGCACGCUGAACCUGCCCUUGACGCGCGGUAAGCGCGUUCACGUCGGUUCGACGUUGUUUUUUUCCCCAAUCGAUCGAUCGAUCGGCGCUAGCUCGCUAGCUAGCAUCCGUGGCUAACGUGCGUGAUUGACCUGUUACCCGCGCGUGCACACGCUCCCGCCUAAAUUGAGUGCGCGCGCACGAGGCUCGUCAGUUAGUUGAGAUGCUGGUUGAGUGACGUCACUGGACGCCCGACACAAGAUGUUCGCUGGCAGGUAAGCAGACAGGUGUGCACUAAAGAGGCGGCCAUGCAGCAAAAGUUGUGCUCCCGAGGCUCCGCCUCCUUUCUCUCCGAGUCCGCGCCGCCGCGUGACCUCUUCUUCUUAAGCUGCCCGCGCUGCGGCGAGCACGAGCGCUUCCACAGCAUGAACGCGCUGUACGCCCACCUGGAGUACCGACACGCCUACGCCACGGGCGGCGACGGCGGCUUCAGCAUCACCGGGAAACUCCCGCCGGACUCGCUGAGCGCCGCCGCCGCCGCGUCCUGGCAGGACAUGAGUCUGCCGGCCCGCGGGGGUCAGCGCGGCGCCGGGCGGCCGCCUCACGUGCGCUCGCUGAGCGACAGCCGGGACGGCGCCUUCGUGCUGCCCUACACCUCCGCCAGGAGGCGGACCCACAGUGUGGGCGUGGGCACGCAGGCGCAGGAGGAGGAAGUGGGCGGGGCCGAGGAGGAGGAGGAGGAGGACAUGUUCUCGGAGAAGUUGAACGCUCUGAAGACAGACCCUGACCUGGACUGCAACUGGGACCUGCCGGGUGAUCCCAGCUCAGGGCGGCGUGCUUCCUCCGGCUCAGAUGUGGCGGCGGCGGCCUCGGCCGCGGUGCGGCGGCGCCUGGCCGGCAUGCUGCGUGCCGCCGACGGCGGCGUGCAGCGGCGGCUGGCCCUGGUCAGCACGGAGCUGGCUCGCACCGACACGCAGCUGCUGUGCGAGCGCGCCCACUCGCGCAACCUGUCCCAGGAGAGACAGGAAGUGGCCGACAGGGAGCGCUCGCUCAGCCGGCAGGUGGACGUGGCGGUCAUGGUCAUCGCCGCGCUCAAGGAGCAGAUCAGCGCUUCAGAGAACGAGCUGGAGCGACGGGAGAGGCAGGUCAUCACCAUCCAGAAGUUUCUGGAGGCCGCCGCCCGCCAGGAGACCAGCGGCAAGGUGAGGAUCCAGUGCUUCAUCGAGAACCUGCUGAGACGCAUCGCCCUGGCCGAGAGGCUGCUGGAGUACUACCAGGUCAACAGCAGCCCGCCUCAGCGCCAUCAGUGCACGCAGCAGCAGCAGCCGAGUGAGCGCGGCCAUCACAGGAUGACAAAAAGCAGGUCAGCAGGAGGUCAGCUCUCCUCGUCCGGUCUCCACGGCAACACCACUCCUCCUCCUCUCCGGCGGCCGUCCGGAGGGCGAGACCCAGAGUGGGAGCAGCGUGAGCGUCUGGCCCGCUCGUCCAGGCUCUUCUGCCGGCCCGAACACCGAGACGACAUCUGGAACCAGCGGCGGCGGUCGGCAGGGUACGAGGCGUAGAAAUCACCUGCAGCGACGUUUGCAACAGAAGAUUGAAUGAGUUUGUAACAGGCUGUCCCGCAAGUCUAACACCGUUAUUAAGGAAAGACUUUUGUGUCCUUUUAUGCAACCCAAAAAAUGGAUUUGCAAACAAAAAAUAUUUGAAAUGCAAAUACUGUACAUAUGGUAAAUGGUAAAUGGGUUAUACUUGUAUGGCGCUUUUCUACCUUCAAGGUACUCAAAGCGCUUUGACACUAUUUCCAGCAAGAGCAAGGAUGUGUUGAGGUUGGUAGAAGGUGGGGAUUGAACCAGGAACCCGUCCCCCAUAUACUUUAUGUUCAAACAAAAAAAGGCCUUCGCUGCAAAUAUCUUUUUUUUUUUUUUUUCCCAAAAAAAUGGUUGUAACCAAAAUACCAUUUAUUUUUUGGGGUUAAAAAAUAUAUACAUAUUUAUUUUUUCAAAUCCAUUUUUUGUUUUAAAAUAUCUUGAUUUAAAAUCAACUUUUCUGAGUUGCAAAUUUGAUAAAAAGAUUUGCAACCAAAAAAAUAUAUUUGCAAAAAAUAUAUAUUUCAAAUGCAAAUUUAUGUGUUUAAACAUAAAAAGGCAUUUGCUGCAAAUA